This is a messenger RNA of Xenopus tropicalis (tropical clawed frog), 1809 nucleotides long. It is a transcript of the gene plcxd1, whose product is annotated as phosphatidylinositol-specific phospholipase C, X domain containing 1. Gene Ontology annotation, molecular function: phosphoric diester hydrolase activity. Bases 237 to 1205 code for a protein of 322 amino acids. The transcript has 7 exons. The record is from RefSeq and is a predicted model, not a curated record. Gene Ontology annotation, biological process: lipid metabolic process. Lineage: Eukaryota; Metazoa; Chordata; Amphibia; Anura; Pipidae.
CUUACUACUAGCGAGAGAGAGGGCAGGCGGCCAAUGAGAGAGGAAGCUGCUACCUGAGCCCUUGCCUGCACUGAAGAGCUGGUACAGUGGGAAGGAAGGAGAAUGGUAUCGAGAGUGCAGCGUGUGCUGGCCUUUCUGGGCAGCCCUCAUCCACCUGCAGAUGCACUGUGAAGAUUUUUAGACUGAGGGGAUCAGGCUGCCCCAUUUAAAAAACAAAGACAAAGAAUAACCCUUAAAUGGAAUCUUUACAAAAGAAGUCUGACACAGGACUGGAUGAAAACAAGCAAUGGAUGUCACAACUGCCCGAACACCUGUGGGACAUUCCCCUGUACAACAUUUCAAUUCCAGGAAGUCAUGACUCCAUGAGCUAUUGUUUGGACAAAAUGUCUCCACUAGAACCUGAGUUACCCAUAUUGCUCUCAGUCUUGGAUAAGUUGGUUCCCUGCCUUGCACGUGCUACUAUUUUAAGAUGGGCCAAGACACAGGUUUUAAAUGUUACACAGCAGCUAAAUGCUGGAGUUCGGUACCUUGAUCUCCGGAUAGCUCAUAGACCUGAUGAUCCAUCUCCAGCUUUGUACUUUGCACAUGGGCUCUUUACUCACAUCACUGUAAAGGAGGCAUUUCUAGAAAUCCUUGCUUGGUUACUCACAAAUCCUACAGAAGUAGUGAUCCUAUCAUGCAGAAGAGUGCAAGACUUCACUCUGGAACAUCACCUGCAUCUUAUUUACUGCAUAUAUUCUGUUUUUGGCUCCAAACUGUGUCCUAAGCAUGACAUGCCCACACUGCGGCUAAUGUGGAAUAUGGGUUAUCAAGUGAUCCUCUCAUAUGAUGAUACAAUGGCACAAUUCUAUGACUUUCUAUGGCCUUCUGUCCCUUACUGGUGGGCAGAUACCACCAGUGUAAGUACACUAAUACAUUAUCUGGAGGAAAGAAAACAGGAAGGGCGUCCAGGUGGAUUCUUUGUGGCCGGACUGAACCUGACAGAGAACUUUUGGUAUAUUGUUACUCAUCCAUUUGGAUCCAUGAAAAACAUGACAAUACCUAAACUUCCAGUCAUGUACUUAUGGGUCCAGAAUCAAAACCCAGGAAAAUCUAGGCAUGCAACCAACAUUAUUGCUGAAGACCUAAUUGGGUCAGAUUGCUUUGUUUCGGCAGUCAUUCAUCUGAACACCAAGCUCACUGGGGAAAGGUCAUCAUCAUCUUGACUGCUACACCCAUGUGGUCAUUUUAUUCUAUGCAAAAUCAGGGACAUAAACACUUUGCGAAUACUGGUACUGUAACAAUCCACAUCACUAAUUCUGUAAGGCGCCAUUUGGUGAAAAAAAGAAACAUUAUAAAAAUCAUCUUUGGCUUCAGUCUAGCCGAUAGCUUCUCUUCAUAAAGUACAAGCUGAAAAGAGCAGUGGGUGUGAAGCUGUUUUAGCAGGAAGAAGCCAUCGCUGGUGACUGACAAGUGAUCUUUUGAAGGGAAUGUUUGACAUUCUAGCUAGAUCUAGCUGUAUCAUCAUUUCUGCUCAUAUUAUAGCUUUUUUGCCUUUCCACAUUUUAUUUUUUUUAAACCAUGAACUUAAUGUCUCCUCUGACUUCUCCUUAUGGCACUUUCUCUCCGUCUGCACCAUUGUGCUCCUCUUGCCUCCACCCGAAUCAGAAAAUUAAGCACUCAUGACAUUACUCUCCACAGUGGGAGCAUUCAAAACAAAUUGCUUACUGCAGGUAUGGGAUUGAAAAAACUCUGAAAUUACAGGAAGGCCAUCUCCCCCAGACUUCAUUUUAUUCAAAUAAUUUUCUCUGUAAUAAUAAAACAGUGCCU